AUGUUCGCACCCAGAGGUCGUAUGCUCAAUUGCCUUCUGGUUUUUGGUUCACUAGGAGCUGUUGUGAACUUUCCAGAGGGAUAUUCGAAUUCGUAUCCAAACACAUCAUACAAAUCCUUCCAAGCGAUGAUCAACGACUCCUACAUCAAGCGCGGAGAUGAGGAUGGUAUCGCUCCUUCGCUAUACAUAUGGAUAUGGUCGGCGGUACUGAAUGUGUGGUUCAUCGGCUACUUGCUGGGAACAUUUGUCACACCCUACUUCACGGAAAACUACGGAAGAAAAAAAACCCUGUUUGGAGCCAAUAUCGUGGCCCUCCUGGGCUCAGCAAUGGCCUUCUUCAGCACUGUGUUCUCAGUGCCGGAGCUAUUCUUUGCAUCCAGACUGAUCGCGUCUUUCAGCUCUGGUGUGUCCUUCGGUGCCUUGAUACUCUUCCUACAGGAAGCCACGCCCACAGAAUAUCGUGGUAUGACGUCAUUCCUUUCGGAAAACACGUUCAUAGCUACGACAGUGAUGGGCAUCGGAUUUGGAAUGGACGCCGUUUUCGGGAACAACCUACCGGUACUCACAGGUAUCGCGCUGAUACCUGCUGUAGCCUCAAUUCUUCUCAUCAUCCAGCUUCAAGAAACUCCAAAAUUCCUUCUCCUGAAUCGAAAAGAUAGGAACGCGGCGAUGGAGUCGCUGAAAUUCUACCGAGGAGACUCACCUGACUUGGACGCUAUUCUGGACGAAAUGCUGCUGGAAAUCGAUGACAAGGCCAGCUCGAAGCCAUCAUUACUUUCCUCAGCUAUCACCGUCCUACGAGAACCACAUCUACGAACGCCGUUCUUCAUCGGUUGUCUAUGCCUCCAAGUCGUGAUCGGUAUUUGGUCGAUAAUCUAUCUCUCUACUGACAUGCUGAUGGUGCACUUCUCGACCGAAAUCGCACAACUUGCCUCACUUCUAUUCAUUGUAUCCAAUUUUGUCGCCGGCAUGGGUGGAAUGUUUAUUAUUGAAAGAUUCGGUAGACGUACUUUAGUACUUUGGCUAGGAAUGCUCAACACGAUCUCGUUAGCUUUAUACGUGUUAUUUGAUCAGUUGGCAGUUGUGUAUAAUCCACUCAGAUGGGGCACUAUCGUUGCCCUGAUACUAUUCGGGAUUACCUAUGGCGUUGGUCUCGGUCCCAUAGCUUUCUUCAUCACAUCGGAACUAGUCAGUCAACAACAUCGCUCAGUUGUGCAGUCAAUGGUAUUUGCUGUGAACACCGUUGCCAACUUCGCUUUUACCUUCGCCACUCUUCCAGCGUUCACAGCAAUCAAGGUAUUCAAUCACUUAUGUUAUUGA
Cooperia oncophora is the source of this 1320-nucleotide messenger RNA. Lineage: Eukaryota; Metazoa; Nematoda; Chromadorea; Rhabditida; Trichostrongylidae. The record is from the annotation of a GenBank genome assembly.